Molecule: messenger RNA, 1090 nt
Organism: Oreochromis aureus
Lineage: Eukaryota; Metazoa; Chordata; Actinopteri; Cichliformes; Cichlidae
Product: cell division control protein 42 homolog
Exons: 3
Coding region: 105-692 (195 amino acids)
Biological process (GO): small GTPase-mediated signal transduction
Molecular function (GO): GTPase activity; GTP binding
Source: RefSeq, a predicted model, not a curated record
CAUCUCACACUUCUGUUUAAUCAGUUCUCUGUUUGACAUUUAUUUAGCUGUGUGAAAACUAUAACUUUGUCUCAACCAAAUCGAUUUACUCACAAACAGGAUUUAUGAGAGGCCAUAAGCCCAUUAAAUCAAAUUUUAUUGUCCUGACCCCUUUCUGUCUCUUUAUGUCUGUUGUGAGGUUGGACAUUUCAGCAGGUAGAGUCUAUGGGAGCUUCCUCACUUGGGAGGCAUUUUUCAGCCUUUGUUUGUUCACACUAUUUUCUGCUGCUCAGACUCUUUUUGUGUCUCCCCCUACAGGCCAUGAUCAUUAUGACAGACUACGACCUCUCAGCUACCCCGACACUGACAUCUUCCUCGUCUGUUUCUCUGUAGUAUCACCCUCAACAGUUUAUAGCAUCAGAGAGAAGUGGGUACCAGAGAUUUUAUUCCACUGUCCACGGGUGCCAUUCCUGCUGGUGGGGACUCAGGUGGAUCUGAGAGAUGACAGCGUCACCCUGGAGAAGCUGGCCAAGAACAAACAGCGACCGGUGACCUUUGAGAGCGGAGAGACACUGGCUCAUGAGCUGAAGGCCGUUAAAUACAUGGAGUGUUCAGCUCUGACACAGAAAGGAGUUCAGAAUGUGUUUGAAGAGGCCAUCCGGGUGGUGCUGGAGCCUCUACACAACAAAUCCAGUCGCUGUGUCCUUUUAUAGAUACCACAAGAAGAACAAAUGGAGUAAAGGGCAGAGGAAGAAAAGCUGGACAUCUACGUGGACAUAAAAAAAAGACUUUUAGCCUGGAUUAGAUGAGAGGGAGGAAGGACAGACUCACUUUUAAACAGUGCCGUCACCAUGUUUGUGUGGUGUCGGUAUGAAUGAGCACUUUAUUUUCAUCACUGUAACAUGGCUGAUAUGUCGAACAACACUCCUCACUAACCCGGAAUGGGUGUUUAAUAACCACAGGAAGCAAGUUCAGCAAUACAAGCUGGAAUCUCAGAUGUAUUGAACGUACAAAUGUGAGUCACUCUUGCAAACAAAAUGCACCAUCUUUAAAUAAUAAAAUCUCGUGAAAGUCUGCAGGUUUAGGAACUGAAUAAAAUAACUUAAAUACA